AUGGCUGCAGAAAGUGGCAACUAUUAUUUUGACGACAUGUACAGGUGUUCUAAAAAGCAAGUGCAGAUCUUGCGUUUGAAGCAAGCCAUACAGUGCCAGAACUUGCCUUUAGUGAAAGUGCUACUGAAAAAAAUAGGCAGAGUAACCAUCAGAGAUUUUCGUGAUGAUUACAUCAGUGUUACAUUUUUACAUCACGCUGCAAAAAGCGGCAAUUGUGCAAUAAAUCGACGCCUCGUCCUAGCCGGCUGCCGAAUCAACGAGGCUGAUGAAAACGGCGAGACGGCCUUAGUCUGGGCCAUCAGAUAUCAGAACUUCAAAUUGGCGGAACAACUAAUUAAAUAUGGUGCUGACGUAAACGUAAAGAAUAACGACGGACUGACCGCCUUGAUGUUUGCUGUGACCAACGCGUAUCCUUACGAUGAUAACGUGGUCGUACUCAGACAUUUUCUUCACGAUACGGUGGAACGCCGUUAUUGCAUCGAGUCGAGGAAUUUUGCCUUGAAAGCAAGGGACAACGAAGUGCUUCAGAACCGGCGACGAAAGAACGAGACUUCCCACAGUGCCAUGAGAAUCAGUCUCGCGAAGAUGCUGCUUUUCGCCGGGGCUGAUGUAAACCACAAGGACAACAACGGCUGCUCACCGAUCCAGUGUGCGAUCUACACAUCCGACCUGAAGCUGCUUAAAUUUCUCAUCAGUGCUGGUGCUGUCAUCGAGAGCCAAAACAGUCUUGGCGUCACAGCGUUACACGACGCAGUCUUGAACUGCAACAAAGCGACGGUUCAACUGCUACUGAGUCAUGGCGGCCCAUCUCUAUCGACGUGCCUCAACAUCAAGACGCUCGAAGGCAACACGCCUUUGCACUGGGCCGCGUUGUUUAACAAAAAUUAUAGCCACGCUGAUAUAAUAAAUUUGCUAUUAGAGUAUCCGGUCGAUUUGAACAGCCCAAACGUAAGAAGCCAGACGCCCUUUCAUUUCAUCGCCAUGAACGCUGGCAUAAGUUUGGCGAUGGAUUUCAUUAUGCGCCACGCGGACCUCCAGCUGGAGGAUCAUAUCGGAAUGAACGCUCUCCAUUACGCGAUGCACAACGAGGACAAGCGCGUCUUUAACAGGAUAUUAGAGAUGGAGAGCGGAAUUCCUCUCGAGCACAAGUGCGACGAACGUGGCCGAACGGUCCUCCAUUUUGCAAGUCAAUUUUGCAGCACGGAGUAUAUACGCUAUUUCGUUGACAGGGGUGCUGACGUCAACGCGAAGGACAUCGUCAGCGGAGCGACGCCGUUGUAUCUGUGCAUAAACCAUCCGCUUCCUCGACAAGGUUUAGACCCGAUGGAGAAUCGCAAAGAGUCAAUAAGUUUGCUACUCGAAUACGGCACCGACGUCAACAUCAGGAUUCGCGACGACCACGGAGACGAGACGACCAUCAUUCAGAAGGCGAUCGAACUAAGGAACAUUGAGAUAAUCUGCUCGAUCCUUGAGUUCGUGGCGAUAACCGAAGCGAAGAAGAAUAAACCGGUUUUAGACGAUUAUAACCGGGCAGUGCUCAACGAUAGCCCGGAUAUUAAGGGCUAUUACGAAAAGUGCCGGGUCGAGCUUGAGGGAAUGAAAAAUCGCUGGGUUGACGAAACGUCGCGUACGUAUUUCCACAUGUUAACCGAGUCAGUGGAGGUACUAGCUCGGUUCGUGAGAAAUAAGGCAGCUGCCAAAGAGUUACGAAAUAGCGAUUACCCGUUCGCAUAUCCAAUUUAUAGAUUGCAAUUAAGGGCAAAAAUUGAAGCAGCUUUGUCUAAACAAAAGUCGUUCGAAACCGCCUGCGAUAUAUUAAUGAAAACGUGGCCAUUCAGUGAGACGGACUAUUUUGUGUGUGAAGCAACGUGCGAGCAUUUAAGUGACACGGAUAUAAAGUUUCUUAUUGAUAGCGGAUCGUGCAAUAAAAGUGUUAACUAA
Molecule: messenger RNA, 1941 nt
Organism: Nasonia vitripennis (jewel wasp)
Lineage: Eukaryota; Metazoa; Arthropoda; Insecta; Hymenoptera; Pteromalidae
Product: putative ankyrin repeat protein RF_0381
Exons: 1
Coding region: 1-1941 (646 amino acids)
Molecular function (GO): protein binding
Source: RefSeq, a predicted model, not a curated record